Messenger RNA from Cucurbitaria berberidis CBS 394.84, 767 nucleotides. RefSeq lists its product as uncharacterized. The transcript is spliced from 2 exons. Gene Ontology annotation, biological process: GPI anchor biosynthetic process. Gene Ontology annotation, cellular component: glycosylphosphatidylinositol-N-acetylglucosaminyltransferase (GPI-GnT) complex. Lineage: Eukaryota; Fungi; Ascomycota; Dothideomycetes; Pleosporales; Cucurbitariaceae. The coding region runs from base 42 to 728 and encodes 228 amino acids. The record is from RefSeq and is a predicted model, not a curated record.
CCCGUCACACUUUCGAGUUUGACAAUGAUCCUUCGGUGACAAUGUUAGCUCUCCUACAGCGGCUUACCUCUCCGCCUGCGCAGACACUCUAUACACUACAGCCCACCCAUUCUACUAUCCAAUACACAGUUUCGACGCGUCCGAUCACCCAAACGAUUCCCGCGAUUCUAGGGUAUAUUAUCAGUGUUUUAGUCAGAGUUCUAUUAGGCCUGGUUACAGUGCUGUCGCUCUGGACGAAAUGGCGUACCACUCUCGAACAGCCAACAGCUCCCUUAUUAUGGAUCUUAGGUUCCGAUAGAGAAGUGCGACUAUUUGCGCUCGCGCAUAGCUGUCAAUGGAGAUACCUAGCUCCCAGCGCGUUUGUCGUACUGUUCCUGGUUUUUCGUCGAGGCUACACCGAGGAAUCUCUGACCCUCCUACGUGGCCUCGGCAUCCAAACCUCUACCUCGUCCUCUACAUAUCUUCUCGGACCAACUACACGCUUCAUUCCUACCACAAGUAUUCAAGAUAUCUUCAUAAAUGAGGCAUUCAAAGGGUUCGAAAUCCGGUUCUACCUGGCGAUUGUGGUGGAGGGAGAGGAAGACGUGGUGGUUGUGUUUCCGAGCUUGCUCCCGAGACGAGGGACAUUGGAAGUGGUUUGGAGGGGGGCAAGGCGUUGUUUGUGGGAAAGAGAAGGGGUGGGGAGGGAGAGGCUGCAGGAUAGAGAGAAAGAAAGCGUGGACAUGUGAGAUAUGAAUCAUGAUAUAUUGCCAUGAAGUGCAAACUAC